This is a messenger RNA of Marasmius oreades (fairy-ring Marasmius), 1719 nucleotides long. RefSeq lists its product as uncharacterized. The record is from RefSeq and is a predicted model, not a curated record. The coding region runs from base 1 to 1719 and encodes 572 amino acids. The transcript has 4 exons. NCBI's taxonomy places the organism in Eukaryota, Fungi, Basidiomycota, Agaricomycetes, Agaricales, Marasmiaceae.
AUGAAGGAUAUUUCGAAUGGGCUGAAGAAGAAAGAGAAGAAAGGGAUACCCUGGGUGGCUACUGAUCAGACCACGUUGCAGCCCCGAAGUCACGCUGCUCCGAGCACGAGUAUCAAAGAACAAAGACUCAAGUCCCUGAUCAUCUUCUCCGUAUUUAACCACGACGAACUGAUUCACCAUCUCCCACAACUCGAUCUCUAUACCGUUGACCCUCACAACAUGAACGACCGCCCGAAAGAUGAAAUUGUGCAUCCGAAUAAGGUCCGAGUGGUGCCAGCUACCACCCGAUACAUCAACCAACUCCUCGAAAGGAUCGCCUACCAUAGCAAGAGAGCGAACCAAAACUCGGUCAACGCAACCGAGUGGCACGAGAGAUGCCUGCGAGCGGAGGAACAAGUGAGGUAUCUCGAGAAACUUAUCGAGAAGCCUAUGGGGUGGAACAUAAUGCAAGCAGAGGAAAGGCUGCACUAUCUCGAGCAAGUCGUUGAGAAACAAAAGGAAUGGAUCAUACGAGUGGAAGGAGACUUGAGAUACCGAGCAAAUCUAGCGACGAUAGAAGAAGACUUUGACGAUAAAAUGACCGUAGGGACUCCACCGCAGCCUGGAGAGACCAUUUCUUCACCUGAAGAUCCGACCCCCGCGCCGUCAAAUCCUUCGACUGAGCCAAUGCUCAUGCCAAAUCGCUCGACCCGAAUCCUUACUCCCAUGCCAAAUCCCAGCGAGAGGAACCUCGAGAAUGGCUCUGUUACUCAAGUAACCUUGGAAGAUCCUCUCAUUCCCAUGCCAGACCUCAAGGCAAAUUCCAGCGAUGGAGCCGAAGUCCAAAACGGUUCUCCGUCUGAAAUUUAUGGAGCUCAAGCAGCGGAUGCUUCAACGCUGGAACACGCCACUGUGCAGGACGGGAAGAACAUUUGUUCAACCAGUCGCAAUAUGAUAAUAGGCCCUUUGUAUCGAUAUGCGACAGUUGAUACGGCGAAAGAAGACAUUCAGUUGCUUAGAAACGACUGGAUGCAGAAGACGGUCUCUCCUGUCCAAAACGAAGUCUCCAGGCAAGUUCCCAUCGCAUCGGAUGGUGCUGUCGACAAGUCCAGCCCACACGCUCCCCAGUCUGCGGAGAACAAUAGCGAGGAGAUGGUAACGGCUCCGCUGUCAGGUGAAAAUCUGGGAUCCGUCGGACACCAACUAGCUGUUGCGGCCACUCUCCCGCACAAUAAAAUAUGGAUCUUGCAGGCAAUCCAUUAUCUGGACGUUGCUGGGAAAGAUAGUGAAUACCAAAAGCUUAUCAAAGUUUGGAUCCAAGUGGAGGUGGCGAUCGUCAAAGGUCGAUGCGGGUUCCCUGCGAACAACGAACGUCCAGCGGAAGUCAAGAAAUGGAUCAAUAGACGAAUCGAGAAUCGGUUCCACACGGGAUCCCCCGACAUCGAUAAGGACUUUGUGAUGUCUUUCCCUCCCCGAGUCCAGAAAUGGUGGAAGUCAUUACAGCCCUUGCGUAGGGAAGAGAUUGUGGGUGAGGGAAGCCUGAAUCAGGCUCAGUUUUCGUAUGAAGACCUGACACCGCUUGAUGGAUGGGGACCCAGCGGAUGGAUAACUCUUCUGAUAUGUCUCAAAUGGUGGAACGAUAGUGUGGCGGAGAAAGAAGUGGACCAGAAGGAGAUAUGGAAGCUGUUGGUCAACGAGAUGUCAAUUAUGCUGGAACAUCUCACAAGAUAUCACGCUUAG